AUGUCGGCACCGUCAAAAGUCAACAAAGAAAACUUUCGCCUGUUGGAUUUGUCUAGCGAAGAAGAGUCAGAGGAUUUGCAAUUGGAAAUAAUUCCUAGCAGAAAGAAAAAGAUAACAAGACGUGAACGUAUUCGAGGACCUACAGUGCCAGCUCAAGAACCUAACAUUGGAGCUGAGGUGCAAUGUGCUCUCCGCUGGGCUGUCAGGGGCACACUUUUAUUAUGGCUUCUAAUGCUAACAUGGAUAUGUGCUGCUCUUUAUGACCAAGUGUCUAUUAUGCGCACAGAUAUGAAUCAAGGGUUUCUUAUGCAUGCUGAAGGUAAUUCCUCCGGAGUUAACAAAAGUAUACGGGGUUCCAGCUCCUUCAGUGUGAAUUUUAAAAAGUACUUGGCUGAAACGUACGUUCAGAAGAUGACUCAUGUGAAGGUCGGUCAAAAACCGCACACCGGAAAAUAUCGUAAAAUACGCGUUUGA
Arctia plantaginis is the source of this 474-nucleotide messenger RNA. Lineage: Eukaryota; Metazoa; Arthropoda; Insecta; Lepidoptera; Erebidae. The record is from the annotation of a GenBank genome assembly.